This is a messenger RNA of Kogia breviceps (pygmy sperm whale), 8003 nucleotides long. It is a transcript of the gene ATXN1L, whose product is annotated as ataxin 1 like. Gene Ontology annotation, biological process: regulation of DNA-templated transcription; anatomical structure development. Gene Ontology annotation, molecular function: protein binding; RNA binding. The record is from RefSeq and is a predicted model, not a curated record. Lineage: Eukaryota; Metazoa; Chordata; Mammalia; Artiodactyla; Physeteridae. Gene Ontology annotation, cellular component: nucleus.
GGGGGCGUUGGGUGUGGGGCGGCUCCGGGGCCGGGGAUGGCGGCGGCCGCCGUUGCGGCGGCUCCGGGACCAGCGGGAGGAGCCCGGGGAGCGCCGUGAGAUGGGCCGGCUCCCAAGCCAGUGGGGAGGACACUGCUUCUUAUUACAACUGCUCAGAAGCACCACUGGAAGCUCAGCAGAUGUGGGCGCCCCAGCCAGCAGCAGAGAGGGGUGCAGGGGAGCCACAAAGAAGCCCCUUCUGAUGCCCCAAGGAGCAAGCCGACCCCUUCCAGGCUCCAGGAACACCACAAAGCAAUAUGAAACCUGUUCAUGAGAGGAGUCAGGAAUGCCUUCCACCAAAGAAACGAGACCUCCCCGUGACCAGCGAGGAUAUGGGGAGAACUACCAGCUGCUCAACUAACCACACACCCUCCAGUGAUGCCUCUGAAUGGUCCCGAGGGGUGGUGGUGGCCGGGCAGAGCCAGGCAGGAGCCAGAGUCAGCCUGGGGGGUGAUGGAGCUGAGGCCAUCACUGGUCUGACGGUGGACCAGUAUGGCAUGCUGUAUAAGGUGGCUGUGCCACCUGCCACCUUCUCCCCAACUGGCCUCCCGUCUGUGGUGAACAUGAGCCCCUUGCCCCCCACAUUUAAUGUAGCGUCUUCACUGAUUCAACAUCCAGGAAUCCACUAUCCCCCAAUCCACUAUGCCCAGCUCCCAUCCACCUCUCUGCAGUUUAUCGGGUCUCCUUAUAGCCUUCCCUAUGCUGUGCCACCUAAUUUCCUACCGAGUCCCCUCCUUUCUCCUUCUGCCAACCUCACCACCUCUCACCUUCCACACUUUGUGCCGUAUGCCUCACUCCUGGCCGAAGGAGCCACUCCUCCCCCCCAGGCUUCAUCCCCGGCCCGUUCAUUCAACAAAGCCCCCUCUGCCACCUCCCCACCUGGGCAGUUGCCACAUCACUCGAGUACUCAGCCACUGGACCUCGCUCCAGGCCGGAUGCCCAUUUAUUAUCAGAUGUCCAGGCUACCUGCUGGGUACACCAUGCAUGAAACCCCUCCAGCAGGUGCCAGCCCAGUUCUUACCCCUCAGGAGGGCCAGUCUGCUCUGGAAGCAGCCGCUGCCAAUGGACAGAGACAACGAGAGCGAAAUUUAGUGAGACGGGAAAGCGAAGCCCUCGACUCCCCCAACAGCAAGGGUGAGGGCCAGGGACUGGUGCCAGUGGUAGAAUGUGUGGUGGAUGGACAGUUGUUUUCAGGUUCUCAGACUGCGCGGGUAGAGGUGGCAGUGCCAGCACACCGAGGGACCCCAGACACCGACCUCGAGGUCCAGCGGGUGGUUGGUGCUUUAGCUUCUCAGGACUACCGUGUGGUGGCAGCUCAGAGGAAGGGUGAGCCCAGCCCCCUCAACCUGUCCCAUCAUAACCCUGACCAUCAGGGUGAGGGGCGAGGGUCAGCCAGGAACGCAGCAGAGAUGGCCGAGAAAAAUCAGGCUCGAGGGUUCUACCCUCAAUCCCAUCAGGAGCCCCUGAAACAUAGACCUUUACCCAAAGCAAUGGUUGUAGCCAAUGGCAACCUGGUGCCCACUGGAACUGACCCAGGCCUGCUACCCAUGGGCUCGGAGAUCCUGGUGGCGUCAAGUUUGGACAUGCAGGCCAGAGCCGCCUUCCCAGACAAGGAGUCAACGCCACCCCCCUUUACCUCUUCCCACUUGCCCUCCCAUUUCAUGAAAGGCGCCAUCAUCCAGCUGGCUACAGGGGAGCUGAAGCGGGUGGAGGACCUCCAGACCCAGGAUUUUGUGCGCAGUGCCGAAGUGAGCGGGGGGCUGAAGAUUGACUCUAGCACAGUCGUGGACAUUCAGGAGAGCCAGUGGCCUGGAUUUGUCAUGCUGCAUUUCGUGGUGGGUGAGCAGCAGAGCAAAGUGAGCAUCGAGGUGCCCCCCGAGCACCCCUUCUUUGUAUAUGGCCAGGGUUGGUCCUCCUGCAGCCCCGGGCGGACUGCACAGCUCUUCUCUCUGCCCUGCCAUCGGCUACAGGUGGGAGAUGUCUGCAUCUCUAUCAGUUUACAGAGCUUGAACAGUCACUCAGUUUCUCAGUCCAGCUGUGCUCCCCCAGGCCAGCUGGCUCCUCCCCGAGAAAGGCCUGAGAGGACAGUCUUGGGACCCCGAGAGCAAUGUGACAGUGAUGGGAAAAGCCAGCCGUUAGGCGAGGGCUCCCGAAUGGUAGAGCCCUUGCAGCCAGAGCCUGGUGCUCAGGCCUGCUGGCCAGCCCCGAGCUUCCAAAGAUACGGCAUGCAAGGGGAGGAGGCACGGGCUGCGCUGCUCCGUCCCUCUUUCAUUCCACAGGAGGUAAAGCUGUCCAUUGAAGGGCGUUCCAAUGCAGGAAAAUGAACCUCUCCCAGACCCGGACUGGGAUGCUACCCCAGAGCUGGGCCUCACCGUGAGCAAGCAGAGGAUUUGCACAUGCCGAGCAGGGGAUGGCUCUCUUGGCAGUGAGGUUAGUGGGGAAGAGGAGGCGUGAAGGCAGCCUCCCAAGGCAGGGUCUGUUGCCCAUUACCCCAUGGCAUCUUUUCAGAACAGCCCCAGAGGGUGCUGUGAUGGGGAGCAGCAGGCCUGGGCCAAGGAAGGAAGGAAGGGGGUGCACGCAGGAUAAGAAACAUUCCAAAUAUCAGGGCCUCCCUGUUCUUUCCUCCUCGUCCCUAGCUCCUGCAAGGAGAGGGUCAGGCUUUGGGAGCAGGUGCAGAGGGAGGGAGCAAAGAAAGAGCCAAAAAUGAUGAUCCACAGCUUAUAGUAGCAGUUCAGCUAUCUGAAGUUUUUUUUUUUUCCUUUCCUUUUUGUGAUGGGAGGGCAGGAGGCCCCAUGCUUGGAAAUAAGAGGGUUCCCACCCAGAACUCUUCUUUUGAGAGCUGUGCACUUUAAAGGGUAGUUUUGUUAACAGAUGUCUAAGGCUGGGUGUGCAGGGGACUCUGCUUGAUCCUCUGCUUCAGGCCUUUCCCAUCUCUCCCCAUCAUUCCUCCCACAAGGCUUCUAGCAUUAGGAGAGAGAAGCCGCUCCAGGGUUCAGAGUGAAGUACUGCCUUGGCGGGGACCCAGUCACGGGACUUUGGGAGAAAGACGCGAUGGCCAGACUGACCGGGCUCUAGGCAGGGCUUCUGGAAAGGUAGCUGACCUAACAAGGCUCCUCCUACUCAGCAUGCCAGACCCACUUUGAAAUUGUACUGAAUCUCUAGUUGGUAAUGGUGACUUGAAAGAACCAGUGGACCCUUUUCCCUCGGCCCCUACACCCGGUCCUCUGUCUGUCUUUGUUGUGCCUAAGUGCCUGCACUGCCCCCCCCCUUCCGCUGACCUAACCUGUCUGCAUGGUGUCUUGACCUGGGCCUAUUUGUAGCUGCACUGCCUUUCCCCUCUGCAAAACUGGUUUUGUCCACUCUGACCAAGACCUCUAGUUUUUGGUGUGUAGGGGUCUCUCUGGUUUCCCUUUCAGUUCUAUUCUCUAUUUUUAAAAACUCAGAAUCAUGUCCUCUCCUCUUCUGCAGCUGAACCAGUUGGUGGAGAAAGGAAUGGAACUAUGCCCCGGGUUGGGACCAGUACAGCUGGCUGGGCAGUGCCCAUCCUUGCGUUUUUACAGAGUCCCUCCCAUCUUACUCCACUCCUUCUCCCAGCAUUCAGGCUUCUCCAGGCUGUCUCCUCCCAUAACCAGCUCCAAGGUUUGGGGAUACUCUUUUUUUUAAAAUUUUGGCCACACCAUGUGGCAUGUGGGAUCUUAGUUCCCUGACCAGGGACUGAACCUGGGCCCUCAGCAGUGAAAGUGCAGAGUCCUAACCACUGGACCACCAGGGAAUUCCCUGGAAUAGUCUUGAUAAUGUUUCAAUACCUGAAAAGUCUCCUAGAUUCCAUUUCAUGGUGGAGUAUUCCUCUGCAAAGAGUAUUUUCAAUCUUAGUUGCAUUUGCCCCCUGUGUCUUAAGCCCACCUUUUUUCACGACUUUCAGCAUCACCUCGGACUGUGGGAUUCCAGUGGGUGUUGAGAAUUAGGCUUUCCCCAUCAGCUUUCAGGUGGGUGGGUGGGUUUUUUGUUUGUUUUUUUGGGGUCUUUAGACUCUUGAACAACUCAGGGUAUUGUCCACUCAGCUCUCUUAUGAGGCUUCUCCUGGGGUAUGACCCUGGCAUUUCCUUUCAAGAUGGACUGGCCAAGGCCCAGCCUGUUGUCAGGGGUCCCAAACCUCUGAGGUCUGAUCUCUGCUCUGUCAAAGACUUUAGGCAAGUCUGUGACCUCUCGGUCUUUCACUUCCUCCCCAGCUGCCAAAUGGGGAUAAAUAAUCUUACCUACCUCCUGGGGGGAGGGGGAGUUCUGAGAAUGGAGUCCUUCUUAGUGUUCAGGUGCUAAAGGUUGUUCUCCUCGGGUAACAAAGUGACUGAGACUGGCUUGUUUGCUGCAAGCCCUACACUCCACUGUUUCAUUCCUUGAGAGCAGUUACCUGGUCAGUCAGCUUUUGGAGGCCCGUCCAGAGGAAGCUGCUGACCUGACCACAAGUAUGUAAGUCUCCAGUUCACCUCAGAACCAAAUACCAACCAUGUCUGGUGAACACUCAACCUUGUACACAUUUGGGAUCAUGUCUUUUCCCUUCUCUGUCCCCAUUCUCUCUGAAUGCUGCUUUCUCUGGCUUGUUUCCCACAGUUGGGGGCCUGUGGGGCUGAGUCUCGAGGAAUCCUCUCAGAGGACGGCCCUCGGAGAAGGCCUUGUUUCUGGCUGUUCCAUGAGCAAUUCAUUCCUAGUUUCUCAUGCACGGGUUUCUCAGAAACAUCCUUCCUCAUUAGGAAGGCUCAUCAACUGAAUAUAGCGACAGGCACACAGUGGACACUAAAGAAAUAUCCACCAAGGGUACCAACCGAGCUUCCUCCUUAUGGGAGCAAACCUAUAUCUAACCAGAUACAGGCCAAGUAGUUUAAAUACAAGAAACCCUCACUUCCCAGCCUGGUAACUUCCCCUUAAUCCUGGAAAGAGAAAAUCUUGUGCACCUUGGCAAGUUGGGCCCUGAACUUUCUGCUGCUGUUCCUCUUCUGUCUCCUGCUGGUGAAGCAACACCGGCACUGCCUCUAAUACUGUGCCAUGCAUAUGUAAUAUAUUAAUACUUGAUUUUGUUGAGCUGCAGAGGUGUCUUUUGUAAAGUAUGGUCUCCCAGGGAAAGCAGCUCUGUGCUCUAAAUCUUGGUCAGAGCUGAGGCAUUCCCCUUACCUUUUCCCUAUGUUUCAGUCUUUUCUUCCAGGCAUGAGGAAUGAGAGUAACCUAUGGUGUGUCCAUUCUUCCUUUUAAAGAUUUCAUAAGUGUUAUUAUAAGAGACCUAAGAGCAGUUUUGAGACAGCAUUUUGGUGGAAAGCUGUCAGCUUUUGUGGGAGUGGGCAGUUAAAGAAGGCCAAUGUCAUUAGUAGGACAGUCCCAGAGCUUCGGGGUAGAAAGGAAGAUGGCUAACUCCGGCAUUAAACAGAAAUGCCUAUACCAGUUUGGGAGUAGGGAAACCAGAUGAAGGACGGUAAUACAUCCAAGUCUUGGAUCAUCAUUCCUAUCAAGAUUAGUGUACACAGAGGAGGGGGAGUGGCAUGGGGGAAGGGGAGACUGGGAGGUCAGAGCUGAGCACUCGUACCCAAGGGGGAGGGACCCCAGUAGAUCUGGACUGACCCUUCUACACUCUUGGUCCUGGUUGGUCAUAACACCAAGGGCUUUGGUCUGUGCUGCUUUGCCACUGCUGCUGUCUACUCACUGUCCUGCUUGCUGCCCUUUAUAGCUCUGUGUGUUUGUGUCUUUGGCCACAUAGGUGAAAUCCAGGCAUCCUGUCCAUCCUUACAUGUGCAAGGGUUACUUUAUAACAAAGUCAUCUUGAGUAGGGAUAGUAUGAAAUGCUGCUGGUGGGCUGGUGAAUCCAAAGGGAUAUGGCUUCAGUGCUUGUUGGGAGCCCUUUGGCUCCAAAUAUCUGACUCUCUUGAGGGAGAGACAAGCAGGUCCUAUAAGUGGGUGUUUUCUUUGUAUUAACUUCUUUCCUUUAUGAUAUCUUGUGUCCUGUUUUAAAAAUUAAAUGAUGGGGAACCAGAUUAGGGCCUGUGUCAGCAUCCCAGGGAGGUUCAUCUGGCUCCAGUUAAAUGGAUUCUGGGGUUGGGGGAGCGUUUGAAGUUUGAAAUAGACCCUCAGGUGGGGUUUAGUUUUAUUUUUACCACUGGGCGCCAUAGAAGAUGCACAGGGUGGUGGUAUGAUUUAAACCUGCAACAAGCAGGCAUGUUGAAGAGUUGAGUGAUCACACUGGAGAUAAAGGGUGGAUGUGGGUUCACUGGGCAAGGGCUUGGGUCCAUUGGAGUAAAGAUAACCAGAUUGGUUGAAUUGGCCAUGGGAGAUUAAGUCACAGUCUUAAAAGCAAAGCAAAUAGAGCAGAGGCCACGUUUUAGGGAGACUUCUUGGCCUCCUAGGGCUAAGUUUACUAAACCACACUGAAGCUACAAUACUUUCCAGAUGGGAAAAAGUGUACACUACAGUUGAAGAGCUGAACCGCGUUAGGUUGGAUGUUGACCAGGAACCUGUUAGCCCUUUGCCGGGAAGCCUUCACCCUCCAGCUUCCCUGGGAGAGGGAAGGCCUCCCACAUUAUGCAAUAAUAAAAUAAGCAUCUGGGUCCUUGCAGCUGUCAGUUGCUCUUUCAACUCUAGGAUCCAUCUUUGGGCCAGAAUCCUGGUCUGGGCCUAGGAUGACACUGGCCCUUGAGAUGCUAGAGUUGACUGCACUCUCUCCUUAACCUGCGGACUAUGCACAGUGCCUGGGGCGGAAGGAGGAGAGGUGGUGCGGUUUACCCUGCUGAGCCUCCCCAGCAGGAACAGUAGUAAUAAAUGCACUUUUCACACUAAGGUUUCUUUAUUCGUUCUCCUGUUAAGCCUAGCUCCUCCCCUGGUAGACUGCAAAUUCAAAGUCUGUGUGAUCCCCCAAGCCAUUCUGCUGCAAAUGCCCAGCAGUGAAGAUGGCCUCAAACUGGGUUCCUGUCUACAGUGUGUGUGGCGGCAGCCCGUGUGCCUUUACCUAUUGUCAAACUUUCAAGCAUUUAUUUCUGUCUUUAUGACUGUCAUGGGGACUGAGGUUCUUCAGAGAGUGAGAGAGAGAGCGCGAGUGUGAGCAAGCUGAUGACACAGUGGUUGUACACCCACUCCCCAGACAGGGAGUCUGCACAUUGUUGUGAGCUGUGAGUGGUUAGUGCAUUGCUGAUGUUGCUGAAGGCAGGGUUCAUCCCUCAUUUGCGUGACACUCGCAUUCAAGAGAAGCUUGUGUCGGGGAAGAGACUGACAGCACUCGUGGCAAACUUGAAGUAUUAAAAAUAAGGCUGUCCCCUACAACCUUCCUAGUCACACACAGGAUCCCUGUAGCCAAAACAGUAUAUGUUCCAGCUGCAGAGAGCAGACUGCUCUCAGCUUGCACAGCACCUUAGGGGAGGGAAGAAUAUAUGGAUAGGGAAUGGGGUGGAGAAAGGAUGGAAAUGUUGUCAUCCAGGUGGCUUUAGGGUCCUCAGGAGUAGUAGAGAAGGACGGCACUGGGGAGGUCUGAUGGAUGGAUCUGAUUUGUGUAGGAGUUCCCUGUAGAUAAAUUACUGAUCCCCCAACUACUAUCCCCAGUAUGUAAUGGCUAAAUUAAUAUGUAAUCAACUGCAUUGUAUCUAAAGCCUUAGAACUAGUCAGGUGCUCCCCCCACCCGAUACCAUUUCUUACCCUCUAAUCCUACCUGAUCUUUAACAAAGCAUUAAUAAUUCUAAGGAUAAUCUCUAUUUUGUUGUGCUUUUUUGUAACUGUUUUAAAUAAAUCAAUUUGUACUGUAUAUUUGUACUUUUGUGAGAUCCUUUUUGCUGUUUUACCAUUUUAAGUCUCUGUACUUGGCUACACACAGAUUGUAUUUUUAUUGUUAAUGCUCUUCUUAUGGAUACCUGCAUUUAACUUGUGAACUAUGUAAACACAAUAUAUAUCAAUAUCUAUAUAUCUAUAUAUCUAUCUAUAUAAACUACUAGCUUUUC